UUUCACCUUCUCUUGAAUCUCAAUCUCUUUGGCUUUGGCUUUGCAUUUGCAUUUCUCAAGGGUUUUAAAAGAACUGCCACUGAUUCUCUGCGUCGAGUGCUCAGCUUUAAGGCACAGAAGGUUCUUCUUUGUUGUUGGCUUGGUGUGUUUCUCUUGAUUUUGUGUACUGGAUUUUGUUUUAGCUCCCUGCAAGAGAGCUGGUACGUUCGGUGGGGUUGACUGAACUUUCCAAGGUCAGAAAUUUAGGAUUUUUAUCAAUCGAUGUGCUUUUCUUGGGUUCGUUUAAUUCAAAUCCCUUUUUUGUAUGAACGAAGAUAGUAAACCCAUUUUCCAAGGAAUAACGAGAUAGAUCAGAAAGGCCACCAAGUGAGCUCUCUGCAUCGAGUUUGGAAUCAACAAUGGUGAGCUUAAGAAGACACACACACUUCAGACUAUGCGCUGGAAGAACAUCACUUCCUAGGUUUUGUGACAUCAGAACUGCCCUGACUUCUAGCCAUGCAAAACCAAAGAGUGUGCAUCGGAUGCGGUCAAAUGGUUCAAAUGAUGUAAAUCAGCCAGAGAGGAAUGCGACUGCUAUAGGGGCAUCCGCGAAGGUUUUCACCGAUGCAGUGCUGGCUUUGCCUGCUUUUGAAAAUGUGGGAAGUGAGUCAGGACACUCUCGUAUACAGAGGCGGCGCUUUGAGAUUGAUGGUAGUUCUCUGGGGGCUUAUAUAUCUCAAAGCAACCAAGUUAUACCCUUGCAGAGCCAAGUAAAAGACCAAGAAUCUUACACCCUUCAGCUUGACAACAAGAUAGAGAACUUGCAAACCAUGGUCAGCAAGCUAGAGGAGAACACACAGCAAACCGGUGAGCUGGACACUGCAAAGGUUGAACUUGAGAAGCAGCAAGCAGACUUGGAGAUGCUUGAGUUUCACAAAUUACUUUUGCAAAUGGUUGAGAAGCUGUGCGGGAAUGUAGAGCUCAUGCAUCAGGUAGACUUAGUGAUGGGUGAGCCUAACCAAAUGCAGCUGAGGGAGAUUUUGCAAAAGGUUGAGAAGCUGCGUGAGGAUCUCAGUAGCUUCGCUUCAGCCGGUGUUGUGGAGGAUUCUGCGGCUCCAACAGACUGAGAAGACAAAGAGAGAUUGACUGAUAACUAAAGGCUAGUUUAGAUUAACAGAAAUAGAGAGGAAAGUAAACAUAUUUUUGGGAGCUUUUUCUUUGGUAUGUAUCCAACCCACCCUCUUCAAGCAAAGCCCUGUGGGAUUGCACAUAUACAACUCAAGUGCUAUUAGUACAAAUUAUGAAAUUAACUA
Molecule: messenger RNA, 1292 nt
Organism: Prunus mume (Japanese apricot)
Lineage: Eukaryota; Viridiplantae; Streptophyta; Magnoliopsida; Rosales; Rosaceae
Source: RefSeq, a predicted model, not a curated record